AUGUCUCCCGCUCCAUCGCCCGGAAACGACGUCUUUCCUGACGGUCCGUCUAUGCGACAACCUGCCUUGUCCUGGCUGUACAGGCUGGAAUGCGAUAUCGCCAAGGAGGAACUCAACGUCGGUGCUCCUCACGGCGCAGGGAUCAUCCGCAGUGUCGCGAAUAUCGUGCGCGGAAGUAUCAAGGGCCCCGGCAUUGAAGCAACGAUCCUGUCACUGGGAGGAGCUGACUGGGCCACUGUAAUCAAGGGAACGCACUCAAUGAAGCUUGACGCGCGGUACACUGCGCGCACCUCUGACGGCCACUACCUCUACAUCCGCGCGCAUGGGCUUUAUCGCCCCGGUCCAGGAACCGAGUACGCGAAGCAAGUCGAGCAGGACUGGACACAGGCCCCGAAGGCCGUCGUCACUCAAGACGAUGUAGAAUUCUUUUCGCAUUUACGCCUGGAGGCGGGACCUGGGCCGUACAAUUGGUUGAAUGGACUGGUGUGCCUCGGUGUGAUGGUCUGCGAGGGCGAAAAGAUCUGGAUUGAUGCGUACCAUCUCACGAACUUCCCAGGUAUCAAGCCGGAAGAUGUAGUGGCCAAGGCAUGA
Molecule: messenger RNA, 591 nt
Organism: Penicillium subrubescens
Lineage: Eukaryota; Fungi; Ascomycota; Eurotiomycetes; Eurotiales; Aspergillaceae
Product: DUF3237 domain-containing protein
Exons: 2
Coding region: 1-591 (196 amino acids)
Source: RefSeq, a predicted model, not a curated record